Messenger RNA from Anopheles moucheti, 7197 nucleotides. It is a transcript of the gene rols, whose product is annotated as protein TANC2. The transcript has 10 exons. Bases 1 to 6048 code for a protein of 2015 amino acids. Lineage: Eukaryota; Metazoa; Arthropoda; Insecta; Diptera; Culicidae. The record is from RefSeq and is a predicted model, not a curated record. Gene Ontology annotation, molecular function: protein binding.
AUGGAUCAAUCAAAGGAAAAACUGCUAAACGAAUCGAUCCUUUCGGAUGCCUCGAGUGGCGAUCGGAUGAUGGAUGGGUUCGUGAGAAUUCCCGCCGAUGAUGGUGAGGAAGCUCGUGACACCGUCGAUUACGCAGUUGGUGGUGUGAUGAACAUGUCGUACUUUCCACCGACUACGGAAAAUGCCGAAGAUGCGACCAUAUUUAAACCGGAUCAACUGGUACCGGAUUUUAUCCUCGGUCUUCCGCACCAUUGCUCGACGCCGAAGAAAAACGGACGACCCGUGUCGAUGUACGAACCGUGGACGCAAUCGAAACCAUUUCGAUCGCUUCCUGCGGAAAUGCUGCGCCAGACGACAAAACUUAUCGAUAUAGAAUUUGAAACGGAACAGGCAGCCGUCGUUGCAGCUGCCUCGAGAUCCUGCUGGGAGGCUGAGGAUGCUGACGAGUUUAUAACCACGCUUGAUGAAUCCGCCAUCCUGGACAUCGAAUCGUACGAGGAUUUAAAUCACAUCUACACCCAACCAGGCGUGCAUUACAACAAUAACAAUAAUAACAAUGACAAACAUAACCAUCACAAGUUGAUAGUGGCUGCCGACGUGCAUCAUCAGCAGCAGCAGCAACCGCGAUACCAACCAUUACCACACAUCUUUGAAUAUCCCGUGCAUGAGCAAAAGUACGAGGAGAUCGAAAUUUAUGCGACCGUCAAGAAAAAGCCCCGCGAACGGACGCCUCAGUCCGCGAUCGAUCGUACGAUCGCGAUAGACACGCAGGCGCUUUUGCUCGCCUCCGGUGGGGCACCGGUGCAAAAGUUUCCCAAAAUUAUGACCACCUCGUGCUAUGGAGAACUCCACAGCUACGGUGUCGCAGCACCGAUCAUUACCGGUGGGUGGAAUGAACCGGGUGCGAUUGUGAAAAGCAAUGAGAAUCUGCUCGACGCGGGCAAACCGCUGUCGAUGAACAGUUCGUUCAUUGACGAACUGCAAUCCGGUAACAGCUCCCUGUAUGAACCAAAUUCGAUGAAUUCGUCGAUCGAUUUUGCGCGGUACACGGCGAGCGAGAAGACGCGCGUACGCUGGUGGGACGACUUUACGGAGGAAACGGAAGCCGAGCUGCAGGAUAUCGCGGAAAAGGAUUUGGCAGCGAUCCGUAAGAUACUGGAAAACGAAACCGGAGGCGCCCUCUGUCCGAGCUGUCAGAUGCCGUUCGAUAAGGGCAAGAAAAGGAAGCUGAUCGACGCCUGCGGUCACGAACGGUGCUACUCGUGCAUGUUCCGGAACGAAGCCUGCCCGCACUGCCAGGCACAGAAGGAGUCCGGCCAACCCCGCCCGGUACACCAUCCGGCAUCUCGCAUGCAAGCGGAUAUGGACAACGAUAUUCUCUCUUCGAAUGGUGCUAUCUACCAACCGCUCAGCCGCAAGAUGCACAGUUACGGCAGCAGCAACCAUCUGAUGUCACCGUUGGGAUCGCCGCAGCCACAAAACCGUUCCCAGAUGCGAACGAACGGACACUUUUCGUCGAUCUAUCAGAGUCCCGCCGACAUACUCGGUUCAACGGAGCGCUACAAGCUAAAGGAUCGUCCACCAAAGUGUCCCGCGGGCAGCAAAGUGGAACCGCACUAUGCUAGCAUCGGCAGCACCACCGGUAUCGUCGGUGCGACGCAUCAAUCGUCCGGCUACGGUCUGAUGAAGCCCCUCCAGCAGCGUUCGGCACUGAACAGCAGCAGCGAAAUCACGUCCAGCACUUGUGCGACACCACCGCAGAACCGUCGGCGGCUGUUCAGCCCGAAGAAUCUGCGCAGCCCGUUCGGCUACCGGCGCAGCAAUGGAAACGCGGACAACUCCACACUGUCGGGUUUGGCCUCACUGCUCAACCCAGCAACGUUUCAUCGGGCCACGACGGCGGCCGCUAGCAAAAUUAGCCGAUCGAUGGCUCGCACCAGUGGCGCGUCCGGACCGAUAGCAAGAGAUGGCCCUGCUUGGGGCGGAGGUGUUGGUGGAGGUGCAGGGAGUGUCGGAGGUGGUGGUGGUGGUGGUGGGUUCAAUCUGCUGCCCUCCCAUGGGCCACCGAACGGGAUUAGCAAGCGCCAGCGGAACGCUAAUGAUGGCCAUAAAUUUCAUCGACUCAGUCUCGGUUCGUCCGCGUCGAUGGUUUUCGGCAAAAUUAAAUCUCUCUGGUCGGCCCAGGCGACGACGGUCAACGCGGGAUUGAAUCAAUUAGCAGACGACGAAGGAGGAAACGUGAAGCCGUUGGUGAUGAAUGGGAAAUCGAAAUCCUCGCAGGAUGAGCUGCAGGUGCGGCUUGGGUUCUUCCUCGAGAACAACUCACGGCGCAAUCUGGGCGCACCGAACCAAUCGUGCAGUUCGCUUACCUCGGCCAACACGAGCCCCGUUUCGACGCUGACCGGAUCGUCCGAGGCGGAUGUGUCGCGCGUGUUGCAGCUACAGGAACCGAACCCGUACCACACGGGCUGUGAAUCGAUCGGUUCGAUGAUGUCGAUCUCCGAGCAGAGCAAUGCUUCGUCGAGCCCCGUCAGCCGACGGCACUCGGUGACCACAUCGCAGAGCGGUAGCAACGUAGACGAGCUGUUGGCCUUCAAGAGUCGCCGUACGACCGUGCGACGAUCGGCCCGGUCCGGUCAGAUUAAGGGACCGAUUGAUCCGAAGAUCCGCUUCGCCCAGUACCGCCAGCAGCAUCAGCAGCAACAACAGCAGCAGCUUACACUGAAGCCACUGUUCUUCGAGGUGCCAACGCACGAACCGAACCCGCUGUUCGUUGGUCGCCAUUGGUUGGUGCGCGAGCUGGCCACCGCGAUCCAGUCGACCGAUUCGCCCGGUGUGCUGCUGAGCGGCAACCUGGGCACUGGUAAAACGGCCCUACUGCUGCAGCUGGUCGAAUAUUCCUGCUUUGGGCGGCGCAAAGAGCUCCCGAUCCAGGAGAACGAUGGCAUCUACUGUCAGAUCAACGUGGCACACGAUCGGCUGCGCAGUCUCGCCUCGCACGUGGUGGCGUACCACUUCUGCCAGGCGGACAAUAACUCCACCUGCCUCAUACCGGACUUUGUGCAUUCGCUGGCGGCCCAGCUCUGCCAAGCGCCACAGCUAGCCGCGUAUCACGAGUUCCUGCUCGGUGAGCACGCCCUCCAGCAUGCGCUCAGCGUGAAGGAAUGCAUCGCGAAUCCGGAGCGUGCGAUGACGAUGGGCAUACUGGAACCAUUGGCGGCGCUGCGCCGUACGGGCAAGAUCCCGGCAAAGAACUGCGUCAUCCUGGUCGAUGCACUGUGCGAGGCGGAGUAUCAUCGACCGGAUCAUGGCGAUACGGUUGCUUCCUUCCUGCAGCGAAUGAGUGAACAUUUCCCAUCCUGGCUGAAGGUGAUCGCCACCAUACGCACGCAGAUGCUCGAAUUCUGCAAAGGUUUGCCGUACACGAAGAUGAGCCUCGAUAGCUGGACAACGAACGAGCUGCUGCAGAAGGACAUCCUCGAGUACAUCACGUACCGGAUCAACCAGAGCCCGAGCAUACAGCACAACGUGGCCGGCGGGAAGGAGAUCGUGAACACCAGUACCCACUUCAAGUUUGCCCAGCAUCUGCUCGCCCUAUCGAAGGGUUCGUUUCUGUUCGCGAAGCUUACGCUCGACCUGAUCGAACGCGGCAAUCUCGUGAUCAAGUCGAGCAGCUUCAAGGUGCUACCGGUGUCGUUGGCGCAAAUCUUCCUACUGAACUUUAACCUACGCUUCCCGACCGCAACCGCGUACGAUCGCAUCUCAAACAUACUGGCCGUCUGUCUCGCUGCUCUCUAUCCGCUCACACUGACCGAGAUCUUCUACUCACUGAAUGCGCUCAUUGCGAGCGAAUCACAGUCGGAACCGGAACCGGGACCAUCGAAUGCCGCACCCGAGCCGGAAUCGGGUAUGAUCGAUUGGGAUGAGUUCCUGUGCCGGUUCAAGACGCUCACUGGGUUCCUGGUGAAACGGCUCGACGAUACGUACAUGUUCUUCCAUCCCUCGUUCAGGGAGUGGUUGAUAAGGCGCGAAGAUGGCGAAAGUACCAAGUUCCUGUGUGAUCUGCGCAACGGCCAUGCGGGUAUUGCGUUGCGUUUGUCCCGCCUGCAGGCACCGCUCGAUCCGGAGCAGGCGCUCGAGCUGGGUCAUCACAUUCUCAAGGCGCAUCUUUACCGGAAUGCUCCCUCGCAUCAAUCGCCCCGCGAUCUGCAGGCGUACUGGGUUGCCUCCGUGACGGGAUGCGUAUCGUCGGCACUAACCACACUGCGCAAUGUGUACAGUCCAAAUGUGAAAGUUUCGCGCCUGUUGCUAUUGGCCGGCGCAUCCCCGGAUCAUGUGACACCGUUCCUGGGCAGUGCGCCAAUCCUGUGCAUUGCCGCCCAUGAAGGCAUUUUACCGAUGGUCAAUCUGCUGCUGGAAUUCGGCGCCAGUGUGGAGCAAACGAACAGCCAAGGCUGUACGUCACUGAUUCUAGCGUCCGCCCGCGGUCAUUGCGAUGUCGUUCGUCAGCUGGUGGCUGCCGGGUCGUUCCUGGGCCAAACGGACACUUCACAGCGGUGCGCACUGGUGCAUGCGGCCAUUGCCGGUCGGCUGCAGGUGGUAAAGUAUCUGGUGGCCUGCGAUUGGAUGUCGCGACCGGCGAGUAAUGAUGUGACGCUAGAACAAGCGGCCCAGCAAGCGCUUACGGCAGCAGCCGGUCAGGGCAAUACGGACAUUGUGGAGGAUCUGCUCGAUAUGGGUGAGGUGCAGGUGAACCGGUUGGAUGUAAUUACCGGCGAAACGGCACUCACCACAGCGUGCACCAAUGGCCAUACGGACACGAUCGCAACGCUGCUGAAUCGCGGUGCAUCACCAGAGGUGCGCAAUCGCAAGGAGAUGGCACCGUUGCUGAUAGCGGUGAAGGAGGGCCAUUGGGCGAUCGUCGAACGAUUGCUACAACAUCCGGCCGACUGUGAGCAGACGGAAGCGAACAACAAAACGGCACUGAUGAUCGCGGCCGAGGAAGGCCACGUGGGAGUUAUAGAGUUGCUGCUAAGUCGAGGUGCUUCACUAACGGCCCAGGAUAAGGACGGUUUGACGGCACUGAGCUGGGCGUGCCUGCGGGGCAAACAGCAGGCGGCCAAAUGUCUGCUGGAACGUGGAGCUGACAAGCAGCAUGCGGAUGGUACUGGGCGCACACCGCUGGAUCUGGCCGCGUACCAGGGUUCGGCUUCGCUCGUACAGAUGCUGCUCGAUCAUGGGGCGCAGAUCGAACACGUCGACAUUAAUGGGAUGCGUCCGCUCGAUCGUGCCAUCGCCUGCCGGAAUGUGCAGGUUGUGCAGGUGUUUCUGAAGCGUGGGGCCAAGCUCGGUCCCGCUACAUGGGCCAUGGCAAACGGGAAGCCAGAGAUAAUGUUAAUACUGUUGAACAAGCUGCUGGAGGAUGGUAAUACGCUGUACAGAAAGAACCGGCUGCAGGAAGCAUCGCAUCGGUAUCAGUAUGCGCUGAAGAAGAUUCCUACCGUACAGAGCCCCGGUGGUGAUGUGAAUGGCAAUGGAGGAUGUACGAUGGUUACCGACCCACUAACCGGCAGUUCCGUUCCCGAUAGCAAUAACAACAACAGCCACACGAGCAACAAUGUGGCCACUUUCCAACAGUUGCGGUUUAAUUUCUUGCUCAAUCUAUCUCGCUGCAAGCGAAAAAUGAACGAUGUAGCAGAUGCGAUCGAGCUGGCGCGGCAAGCGAUCGAGAUUAAACCGAACGCGUACGAUGGCUACUAUGCGCGAUCGAAGGCCCUGAUGGAGCAGGGUAGCUACAGCGAGGCACUGCGUGAUGCAUCCGCUGCGCUUGCUCGGGCUCAACCGACAACGGCCGAAAUUCGUGAAACGCUCACACGUCUGCACGGUGAUUUGCAGAAGCGCCAGAUGCAGGUGAUAGCGGAUACGGCCAACUCGGCUCUUGCCAGUGUUGGUUUGUCGGCGGCGGUCGAGAGCGCUAGUACCCGUUCCAGCUCCGUUCACAGUGGUCGUUCGUUUGCCGAAUCCAUGGACAUUAUUACGGAUCUGUGAGCUGUCGGUUUACUCCUGUCCAUCCCAUUCCGGAUUGUUGGUUUUUUUUUUGCGCGCGUUUGUUUUUGAGUGACGAUUGUGCGUAAAAAUGGAAGCGUGCCGUUUAGUAGUAAUAGUUUAUUUAAUAACGAAUGGGCAGCUCUGACGAGUACGAAGUGUAUACGAUGGUUUGGGAAGACAAAAUUAGAGGACGAACUGACUGCUUGGCUAAUAUUCUUCUAAAGAUAUUAGUACGCAAUCAUUAAUAUUUUACAUAUAUAGACACAAACACAUCAGGAAAACGAAACGAAAUAAGAGAGACAUUGUUUGGCGACGCGAUAAUCAAAAUUUUAGCGAGCACACGACGGAUCAGUGUGACGAAUCUUAUGUUUAUGUUUAAUUUAUCGAAAACAUUUCCACAUUACUUUCCAGAAGACAUUGUCCACAAAACAAGCAGACCAUCAUCCAUUCAUGCAUGCCGCCUUACCAAAUAUGGCAAGAAGCGGUCGCGGUUGGAAUGGUGCCUGAAUUCCUUACGUUGUUGAACCGCACAACACCGCUGUGGAGUUGUUCUUGUUUAUAAUUCUUUUUCAUACAGUAUAGUUUACAGAAUGUGCAGGCUAGAACAGUGCAGCGAUUAGCGCCACUAAUCUAUCUAUAAAAAAUGUAUUUAUAUGCGUAAUUUAAAUGCAGGUUUAGAUGCCUCGCCUGUCGCGUCCGUUGGAAGCGAAGGCACGCCAAAAAAGGAUCUUCUAGCCACAUAUACCCACACCACCAUACAACGGCAAUGCAAGCGAGAGAGUGUUACUUACCUCCAUACACAAUUCAAUUAUGAUUUAUUGGUAGAGAUUCAACUGAAACCAGGCUAAACUCGUUGGUUAGAUCACCACACACUAAUCGAAGCUAACAGUCUACAACCUGCUGCCGGUGCGUGUGUAAAUGUGGUCUGUGCUUUUAUUAUAUUAGUAAUUAACGCAUCGCAUCUUAAUUAUUUAUAGUUGUGCUAGAUUCAUUGAACGUUAGGGAACGUUAUUGUGCAUACAGGAAGCUCAAAGUGAAGCGUACAGGACAGAUAGAAAAGAUAGAGGAAGAUAAAGGUAAAUAUGUAGCUUUUAAGAAGAAAGUAGUGUGUAAGAAACAAUAAGAAUUGAAACAAUAAAUGAAACUAUC